UCUCCCUCCCUCCUUGGUCCUUCCCUCUCGUUUGGGAGAGCACAUUAUCCAUACUUGUUGCAUACAUCACAGUAGCCGUUAUAUGUAAAUAUAGAAACAUUUAUUCUUUCAUGGCUAUCAUUACGGCGUCGUCACUACCAGGACUCAACCUCUUCUCCUCUCUCCCUUCAGCACCACCCCCAAAGGACCCCACAAUUACCACCUCUACCCCUCCCUCCCCACCCAUCCCUAUCCCCAAAUAUCCUCCUCCUCGCCAGAAAUCCUCCAAACCCCGAACCAACCCGGCCCUCAAGACCGUUCACCGCCGCACCAAAUACUUCAAACCCGUCAAGGACGGAGUCAUCUCCUCCGACGGGGACCGCUCCGUCGUCGUCGGCGAGUCCGGCGUGUCGUACCUCCUCCCCGGCGCGCCCUUCGAGUUCCAGUACAGCUACUCCGAGACGCCCAAGGUGAAGCCCCUGGCCAUCCGCGAGCCGGCCUUCUUGCCCUUCGAGCCGCCGACGAUGCCGAGACCGUGGACCGGAAAGGCGCCGUUGAAGAAGAAGAAGGAUAAGAAUAAGAUUCCGCUGUUCGACUCGUUUAAUCCGCCGCCUGAGGGGACAAAGGGAGUGAAGCACGUGGAAAUGCCGGGGCCAUUCUCGCUGGGGAGAUUUCCGAAGGAGGGGAGGACGAGGGAGGAGGUGCUCGGAGAGCCGCUCAGGAAGUGGGAGAUCAAAAUGCUGGUUCAGCCCCACCUGUCCAAUAACCGCCAGAUUAAUCUUGGAAGGGACGGGUUGACGCAUAAUAUGUUGGAGUUGAUACAUUCGCAUUGGAAGCGGCAGCGCGUUUGUAAAGUUCGUUGUAAAGGGGUUCCCACUGUAGAUAUGAAUAACAUUUGCCGUCGUCUUGAGGAAAAAACCGGGGGGAAAAUCAUUCAUCGAGUUGGUGGUGUAGUUUAUCUUUUCCGUGGAAGAAAUUACAAUUAUCGUACUCGUCCACAGUACCCAGUGAUGCUCUGGAAACCAGCUACUCCGGUCUACCCAAAACUUAUCCAAGAAGCUCCAGAAGGAUUGACAAAAGCUGAGGCCCAUAAAUUACGGAAGCAAGGAGAAAGACUUUUGCCAAUAUGUAAAUUAGCAGCAAAAAAUGGAGUAUACAUCUCCCUGGUGAAAGAUGUUAGGAAUGCUUUCGAAGGAAGUCCAUUAGUGAAAAUUGACUGCAAAGGGAUGCAUGCAACUGAUUACAAGAAGUUGGGUGGUAAGCUUAAGGAAUUGGUUCCUUGUGUCUUAUUAUCUUUUGACAAUGAGCAAGUAUUGAUGUGGAGGGGACAAGAUUGGAAAUCAAUGUACGAAGAUGCUCCUUGGAAGAUUGAUUUUACCACACAUCUUGAUUGA
Molecule: messenger RNA, 1373 nt
Organism: Corylus avellana
Lineage: Eukaryota; Viridiplantae; Streptophyta; Magnoliopsida; Fagales; Betulaceae
Source: RefSeq, a predicted model, not a curated record